Molecule: messenger RNA, 4860 nt
Organism: Salmo salar (Atlantic salmon)
Lineage: Eukaryota; Metazoa; Chordata; Actinopteri; Salmoniformes; Salmonidae
Biological process (GO): regulation of transcription by RNA polymerase II
Cellular component (GO): PcG protein complex; nucleus; transcription regulator complex
Molecular function (GO): DNA-binding transcription activator activity, RNA polymerase II-specific; RNA polymerase II cis-regulatory region sequence-specific DNA binding
Source: RefSeq, a predicted model, not a curated record
UAGAGCGCCAGAAACUGCUCACUGACGGAAGAAGAAUAUCCCGGAAGUAGGUGGAUGCAGGCGCUAGUUAGCUAGCUACUUCACUUCAAAAUACUGAUAAAAUAUGUCCAUAUGCCAUUUCUGAUACGGUUGUGAUUGGCAUAGACAUUCUGUCAAAAAGUAUUAUGUAACUCUAACGAGCUAGACGCGAGGAGGCGCAAAACAACUUUGGUAACUUAGCUUGUUUAGCUAACAAGUUAGCUGUCAAAUAGUUUCACAACUGAUCCGACCCCGUUCUGAGGUGACAGUUUGUUUCAGUGGAAAUUUCUCCAAACCCCAAAGCCUACUGAAGAACUGUUGGGUCGAUUCACGAUGGAUGAGGACGGGGAUGGCAGAUCCAGCCUGUCUAACUCCUGUCCCACUCGACCUAAACCCACACAGUCACCAGUUCCUGUCAGGAACCAAAGAACGCUGCAGGGUCCCAAGCUGCUAAAAGUUGACUGGGAUUCUCUUUUUAGAGAGAGACAACCUCCAUCAGGAGCAGAUAAACAAAACCAGGAGAAUCAGCAGAAACCAAAGACAUUUCACGCCUGUCCAGUGUGUGGAAGACACUGCCAAAAGUUAUCCAUACUGCAGAUCCACAUGAGAAUCCACACAGGAGAGAAGCCGUACCCCUGCCCCGACUGUGGCAAGAAGUUCGCUCACCUGGGAGCCAUGAGAAGACACCACCUCACACACACGGGAGAGAAGCCUUACUCCUGCUCUGUGUGUGGGAAGAGUUUCACCCAAUCGGGACAUCUGAAAGAGCACCAACAGUCUCACUCCGGAGAGAAGCACCACUGUCUGAUCUGUCUGAAACAGUAUAUCAGAGCAGAAGAUCUGAAGAUUCACCACAGAGUUCACACGGGAGAAAGGCCCUACCGCUGUGCAGAGUGUGGCAAAGAGCUACAUCAGGUCAAAGAAUCUCCGGGCUCACAAGCUGACUCACCAGAGGACAGGAGGUGGUGGUAAAGGUGACAGGGAGAGGGAGAUGGCAGCUACUAUCCAGGUGAAAGUGAAGGAGGAAGAGGAAGAGGUUGGUGGCUUUAUCAAUGCUGAAGGAGAGGAAGUUGGCUGGAGUUUCCCUGAUCUCAGAGAGAGUCCUGUCCAUGGCUCUGGUAGUGAAGGAGGAAGUCCCCCUACAUCACACAUCAACAAGGAUCCUGGUGACCAAUCCAGCACCCAAGCUACAGAGUCCCAGGGUCCUGAUCCAAGACAUGAGGAGGACAUCACUCCAACACCUGGGAUGAACAUUCAUAUUGUAGAAGAAGAGGAGGAGGAAGUGGGUGGUUUCAUCAAUUCUGAAGGAGAAGAAUUUGACUGGGGUUCUGUUCAACAUAGAGAGAGCCCUAACUGUGGCUUAGACAGCAAAGCGAGUCCCGCUACAUCAGAACAUCCUGAACACCAGGAGAGUCCCAAAACUAAGACGUCCCACUGCUGCUCAGUGUGUGGCAGAGAGUGCUACAAGCUUUCGGUACUACAGAUCCACAUGAGAAUCCAUACGGGAGAGAAGCCGUACCCCUGCCCCGACUGUGGCAAGAAGUUCGCUCACCUGGGAGCCAUGAGACGACACCUACUCACACACACGGGAGAGAAGCCUUACUCCUGCCCUGUGUGUGGGAAGAGUUUCACCCAAUCAGGACAUCUGAGGGAGCACCAGCAGUCUCACAGUGGAGAGAAGCCUCACCUGUGUCUGGUCUGUGGGAGAGGGUUCUCUAGAGCGUCAGACCUCAGGAUACACCACAGAGUUCACACAGGGGAGAGGCCGUACAGCUGCGACUACUGUGGGAAGAGAUACGGCCGCUGUCAGAAGCUACGGGCUCACCAGCGAACACACCACAGUGACAGGACCCACGCUGAUACUGGAGAGGAGACGGAGUGAUUAACCAGGAGGCUUUGAACAUAAGACAUGAUAAGCUUAGUAUUCCUAUAGGUGAUGUUAGCUGGCUGGACAAAAACAAUGAUACACUUUGAUCACCAUCAGACAGGAGAACAAUAGACUCCAUUGGAACAGACAUAGUUCUAAAUUCCACCUAAACGAUUCACAGAAUUCUGAUGCGGGACACAGGCUGCGGGGGAGGGGACAGACGCUGGGUGAAGAUUCCCACAAGUUCCCCUGCCUGAAUCCUAACCUUAACCAUUAGUGGGGGAGAUGCAAAACUGACCAGCGUCUAGGGGCAACUUCACCCUACUCCGUUGGGGGAAAGAAUGGGGAGGCUUUAUCAGAAAGUGUUGACAGUAGAACUAUGGGUGUUUUGUUAGUAGGGUGGACAAACACAACUAUUCAACUUAUGAUGAAGAACGAUAGGCUCGGUUAGAACAAUUACAAUGGACAUGGUUGUAAAUUCCACAUGAAGGAAGCACCCAGUUCUGAUCGAGAGAUGAAGUAACCAGUGCUGUCUUUUAGUUUGUUGUUGAACUUGAACCAGAGAAAGGGAACCCAAAAUGGCCUCUAGACGGUGGUCUAAAUUGGAAUCGUGGAAUGCUUGUUCUCUGUCCACCCCAUCCUGUGUGAGGAACCCAGUUCAAAUGAUUGGUUAAAAGAAAUGUUGAUCUAAUCAUUCUGUUCUUUAUUGGAUAACAUCCAAAUAAUGUUCAGUCGCAGGACAUUUGAUGACAGAGAGAGAGCUAUGGCUCCAUCCAUGAUUUCAUUCAGUUCAUUACGCCGCUAUAAGAUAGUAAACAAAAGGUGUGUCGUGGUGAUUGAAUAAAUAGGUUACAAAAACCUGCCUCUUAACUUUUUAUCUAUUAAAAAAAAAAAACGGUUUCUGUUUUCGGUACCAUUUUAUGCAAACUCUUUUCACACUACUGAGCCAAGCUGAUGGAGAUCAAGAAUAAGGUUUUAUCUGCUGUGCUUGAAGACGGCCUUGGUAAACGUGAGCUUUAUAUGGCGUGCAGAAAAUGUAACAGGGGAAGUAUUAUAUAUCGAAGUGUUUAGUAUGAUUACAGCAGGGGAAGUGUCAGUAUACUCAGUGUUACUGUUGGUGAUAAUAGUCGCCCUCCAGUGGGUGGAGGACGUACAACCUGUUAGAAUUAUAGUAUGCUCAGAUUCUCUGUCUGUCUUGAAUAGUUUAUCAUCUGGUAAAUCUGAUAGGAGUGAUUAUGAAGAAUUGAGAGAAUGGGUGUAGUAUUCUCUCAAUACUAUACGCUGCAACUCCACAACGGGCUCAGGCGAGGCGAAGGUCGCCAAGCUGUGCUUCUUAACACCCGCUCGUUUAACCCGGAAGCCAGCUGCACCAAUGUGUCAGGAAACAUCGUUAACUUAUAACCGAAGUCAGCCUACAGGCGCCCCGCUCGCCACAGAGACUCUCUAGAGCGCGAUGAGCCAAGUAAAGCCCCCCCCCCGGCCAAGCCCUCCCCUAACCUGGACGAUACUGGGCCAAUUGUGCGCCGCCCUAUGGGACUCCCGGUCACGGCCGGUUGUGACUGGGUCAAACCCCAGGCUGUAGUGACACCGCAACACUGCGAUGCAGUGCCUUCGACUGCUGUGCCACUUGGGAGGCCAGUAGUGGUAUUCUGCUGGGCCCCAGCACAUUCGGGUGUGGAAGGGAAUGUAAUUGUAGACCAGUUAGCCAAAAGAGCUUUGAAAUAAGAUAUAAUUGAUAUUAAUGUUCCACUGGGUAGAGGUGAGGCCAAAUGUAAGAUCAGAGCCAUUUUGAUAGAUGUGUGGCAGAAGAGAUGGGACUCUGAGCCCGAGGGCCGACAUUUAUAUGCCCUCUACAGAAAGGUCAGUGGACCAAGGUUCAAAGGUCAGAUUAGGAAGGAAGAGGUGGUGAUUGCGCUUAGGACAUUGAACUCAUCAUUCACAUCAGCAUGUGAAUGGUUUGUGUCUGGGGUGUACGGUCGAUGAAACGGUGGAGCAUGUGUUGUUAUAUUGUCUUAAGUAUGUUGAACAGAGGGAAAGAUUGAAGUGUAGGGUCAUUGAGGUUGGACGGGGAUUUGGAAGGGAUUUUGGGGGAUGGGGAGGGUCUAUUAGAAGUUAGUAGUGCUAUUUUUGUAUUUUCUCAGAAGUACUGAGGUAGGAGGAUUUAGAAGUUAGUAGUGCUAUUUUUGUAUUUUCUCAGAAGUACUGAGGUAGGAGGAUUUAGAAGUUAGUAGUGCUAUUUUUGUAUUUUCUCAGAAGUACUGAGGUAGGAGGAUUUAGAAGUUAGUAGUGCUAUUUUUGUAUUUUCUCAGAAGUACUGAGGUAGGAGGAUUUAGAAGUUAGUAGUGCUAUUUUUGUAUUUUCUCAGAAGUACUGAGGUAGGAGGAUUUAGAAGUUAGUAGUGCUAUUUUUGUAUUUUCUCAGAAGUACUGAGGUAGGAGGAUUUAGAAAAGUUGUAAACCGUGAUUGACCCUCCAGCAGCACAGUAGGUGGCGGCACCUUUAACGUUGGUUUGAGGACCGAGUGGUGCAGCGGUCUAAGGCACUGCAUCUCAGUGCAAGAGGCAUCACUACAGUUCCUGGUUCGAAUCCAGGCUGUAUCACAUCCGGCCGUGAUUGGGAGUCCCAUAGGGCAGGUCACAAUUGGCCCAGUGUCGUCCGGGUUUGGCCGGGGUAGGCCAUCAUUGUAAAUAGGAAUUUGUUCUUAACUGACUUGCCUAGUUAAAUAAAAAAAUAUAUACAGUUGUGGCCAAAAGUUUUGAGAAUGACACAAGUAUUAAUUUCCAUGAAGUUUACUGCUUCAGUGUCUUUAGAUAUUUUUGUCAGAUGUUACUAUGGAAAACUGAAGUAUAAUUACAAGCAUUUCAUAAAUGUCAAAGGCUUUUAUUGACAAUUACAUGAAGUUGAUGCAAAGAGUCAAUAUUUGACCCUUCUUUUUCAAGACCUCUGCAAUCUGCCCUGGCAUGCUGUCAAUUAACU